AUGGCAGACAACGUCGGACUCACUACGCCAAGGGGCAGCGGCACAUCCGGAUAUGUCCAAAAGAACCGCUCGCUCCUCCGACCACGCGACAAGACUGCGCCAUACCCCAAGGACUGGGAGCACGCAAAGCACCGCCCACGGCAGCCAGACGCGGCAAUCCUCGAGCACGAAGCGAAGCGUGAGAUCGAAGUCAAGGUCCUCGAACUGAGGGAUAAGCUUGAAGAAGAAGGUGUCGACGAAGACGAAAUCGAUGACCAAUGUGAGGGACUGCGCCGGAAGCUUGACCAAGAGAGGAAAGACGGCAAAGAUCUGGGUCCCAACGCGAAACGACUCAAGUCCCACCAGGUCCACGAUCUCGCCAAAGCAAAGAUGGAGGAGAGUGAGCGGUUAAGGAAGGCGCUGGGCAUCAGCGCAGACUACGAGGAAGGCAGUCACUGGCGGAAACAAGAAGAGCGCAUGCGGGAUGGUCUUGCGAAGAGAGAGGCCGAGGACGAGAUCAAGACCGAGAAGGCCAGGGAGGCCAGGAGACACAAAGAGGAGGACUCAGAGUGA
Parastagonospora nodorum SN15 is the source of this 552-nucleotide messenger RNA. RefSeq lists its product as hypothetical. NCBI's taxonomy places the organism in Eukaryota, Fungi, Ascomycota, Dothideomycetes, Pleosporales, Phaeosphaeriaceae. Bases 1 to 552 code for a protein of 183 amino acids. The transcript is spliced from 2 exons. The record is from RefSeq and is a predicted model, not a curated record.